Pelodiscus sinensis (Chinese soft-shelled turtle) is the source of this 4387-nucleotide messenger RNA. The record is from RefSeq and is a predicted model, not a curated record. Lineage: Eukaryota; Metazoa; Chordata; Testudines; Trionychidae.
GUUGCUGUGGGCGCCACGCCGGGGAGCAAGUGGCUGUGGCUGGUGUCUGGAGCGAUGCCCCUGUGCUGUGCAAAGGCAGGAAAAGGACUAGCGCGUAUUUCAAAGGCGCUUUCGGGAAAAGAACCGGCGAUAGACGAUCGCUCUGUUGGCGAGUCCCGAAUGCGCACCUCUAGGCGGCACAGCACUGCUCCUGCUCCUACAAGUCGCUGAACUGUUUCUUAUACAUGCCAUCGAAACUCCUCCGUGGAUUGUUGUUGGGUUUUUUUUUCCCCCCAAACGGGCUACCUUCCUGCCUCAAACAGCGAAUUACAUUUCGGUUCACUGUCGUCAAUUUCCCGACAUGGAUAUCAGCUGUGCAGUACAAAAAAGAUGGAGGGCAUUAACUUCAAAGGGGGAGGGUGUUGGUGCCAGAAGAAAAGAAUGAUUGAUGGGAAACAGACACCAGGCUGUAGACACUCAUCCUUUUGCUUCAGAUACUGAUUUCUCAGUACGUCUGGAUAUCCCUUGUGAGCUGUGAACACAGAGGAUCACCUGGGGUUAUCAACGGUACAAGUGAAGUUCUGGAACUUUGCUAAAUUAUCUGCUCUCGGACAUCUUUUACAAAACGCUCUGAUAGACACAUAAUAAGACAAAGGACAAGCUUCAGAUUUAUGUGAAAAGCUGUUGUUUGAAUAUGUUAUGCUUCCACCAAAGUCUUCAACUUAGUAAAGCAAGUACCAUAUUCUAAUGCUUCACAUUCAGUUGUGGAACCUGUUUUACAAGAUACAUAUCUAAAUAUACGUGUACAUAUAUUUAUAAUCUAUAGACUGUCCUUAUAUCAAUACUGGUUAUACUUAUCAAGGCAGUUUCCAAGGAUUUAGAGAUGUAUUUGUCAAGAUUCCUGUCACUUCAUGCCCUUUGGGUUACUGUAUCCUCAGUGAUGCAGCACUAUCCAUCAGUAUGGGGACAUUAUGACGUAUGUAAGACUCAGAUUUACACGGAAGAAGGCAAAGUUUGGGAUUACAUGGCUUGUCAGCCAGAAGCCAAAGACAUGAUCAAAUAUGUGAAAGUGACCCUGGAUCCCCCUGAUAUAACUUGUGGAGAUCCCCCAGAGUCCUUCUGUGCAAUGGGGAAUCCCUACAUGUGCAAUAAUGAAUGUGAUGCAAGUACCAAUGAACUGGCACAUCCCCCUGACUUGAUGUUUGAUCUUGAAGGAAGACAUCCCUCUACCUUUUGGCAGUCUACAACUUGGAAAGAUUACCCCAAACCUCUCCAGGUUAACAUCACCCUCUCCUGGAACAAAACCAUUGAACUAACUGAUAACAUAGUUAUCACCUUUGAAUCUGGCCGUCCAGACCAAAUGAUCUUGGAGAAAUCACUUGACUAUGGGCGAACAUGGCAACCAUACCAGUAUUAUGCCACAGACUGCUUAGAUGCUUUCCAUAUGGAUCCAAAAUCAGUAAAAGAUUUAUCACAGCACACAGUCCUAGAAAUCAUUUGCACAGAAGAAUACUCCACUGGGUACAUGACAAAUAGUAAAAUCAUCCACUUUGAGAUUAAAGAUCGAUUUGCAUUUUUUGCUGGACCUCGGCUUCAUAAUAUGGCUUCCCUGUAUGGCCAGCUUGACACAACCAAGAAGCUGAGAGAUUUCUUUACCAUUACAGACCUGAGGAUAAGAUUGCUCAGACCAGCAACUGGGGAAAUAUAUGUAGAUGAGCAACACUUGGCCCGCUACUUUUAUGCAAUCUCAGACAUAAGGGUGUAUGGAAGGUGCAAGUGUAACCUUCAUGCCACUGGCUGUAAAGAAGAAAACAAAAAAUUGUUUUGUGAAUGUGAGCACAAUACUACAGGCCCAGACUGCGGGAAGUGCAAGAAGAAUUAUCAGGGUCGACCUUGGAGUCCUGGCUCAUAUCUGCCUAUUCCUAAGGGCACAGCAAAUAUCUGUAUUCCCAGUAUUUCCAGUAUUGGUAAUCCACCAAAGUUUGAUAGGAUAUGGCCGAAUAUUUCUUCCCUUGAGGUUUCUAAACCAAAUCAAGACUGUGAAUGCUUCGGCCACUCCAACCGGUGCAGUUACAUCGAGCUGCUAAAUACAGUCAUUUGCGUGAGCUGUAAACACAACACUAGAGGGCAGCACUGUGAAUUAUGCAGGCUGGGCUACUUCAGAAAUGCUUCUGCAGAGCUGGACGAUGAAAAUGUAUGCAUAGACUGUAAUUGUAACCCUUUUGGCUCUGUCCGUGAUCGCUGUAAUGGCACAGGAUUCUGUGAGUGUAAGGAGGGAACAUCAGGGACUAAAUGUGAUAAGUGUCUGCUGGGAUAUAUCUGGCACAGCUUAGGCUGUCAACCAAAUGUAUGUGACAAAGAAUUACUGCAAUGCCAGAACGGAGGAACAUGCCUCAAAAACAUGCGAUGCCAGUGCCCUCCAGCCUACACUGGCAUUUUGUGUGAGAAGUUGAAGUGUGAAAGGGAUCCAGGAGGUUGCAGCCAAAACUCCGGCCAGAGGGCAGUGACACACGGCCCUCUAUUACCGCUGACUGCUCUACUAGGUGUAACUGGACUUUUCAUAUUCUAGGUUCCGUCUGGUUGAUGGCAUUGUGUUCAGACUGCUUCAGGAGGAACAUGCCACAAAAAAGCAAAACAAAACCCAAGCAUUUGCUACUAAAAUUUAAAAAAAAAGAAAAAGAAUAAAACCACGUAUACACUAAGAAGGCCCAACUGAACUAAGCCAUAUUAAUUGUGGACAGCACUCUGAGUCAAAAGACUGUUCAUAUCUGACUCAAGACAAGUUGGCGCUGCCAAUCUAUUACUACAAAUAACAAUGCCAGCUGCAAAGUAUACACAGGAUUGAAAAACCUUUGACAGCUCCCAAAAUGGAAAAUAAAAAACAUUUGCCACUUCAACAUGGUGCGCUACUGUACCUCUGCCCAGUGUGUGGACCAACCAAAUAGAGGCAUUCUUUGCUGUCAGUGCAUUGUGGGUAUAAGGAAAUCUGUUAAAGCUGCCAUAUUGGCUUGCUUCAGUCCCUGAUUCCCUUCCAACCUGUGCUUUAGUGAACGUUGCUCUGUAACCCUUGUUGGUUGAAAGGUUUCUUUGUCUGAUGUUAGUGAUGCACAUGUGUAACAGCCCCCUCAAUAAAUCUCAAGACAGUCAUAUCCUUGUAUAUUUUAGCAGCACUGCAUCAGAAAGAUGCUGUGUUCAUCUACUGUACAAGAGUGGCUAUAGGGAAAAAAAAGUGUAUUUAUCCUUUUGUAUUCAAAUGAAGUUAUUUUUCUUGAAAUAAUGUACAAUGUAGAUUUUUUGUAUUAUUGACAAUUUGUGUUACCAGACAAUUUAUUAAUGUAUUUAAUUCUAAUCAGGUAAGAGAAAUAUUACUUUUUAUUUAGUCUUUUUUUUCUUUGCUCCUUUCAUUUAAUUGUGCAGAGAUUUCUCUGUAUGGGCAACGUGCUGGCAUCAAAGAAUAUCAGUUUACAUAUAUAACAAGUGUAAUAAGAUUCCACCAAAGGACAUUCUAAAUGUUUUCUUGUUGCUUUAACACUGGAAGAUUAAAAAAAUAAAAUUCCUGCAUAAACAAUUUCAGGAAUUUGUAUUGCAAUUUCUUAAGACAAUUUUAAAAAUUAUUUUCCUUGCUCAUUUUACCGUGGAUUAAAUACAAAUUCAAUGUCAGAAUUUAGUUCAUAAUGAAGUCAGACUGAUGUUUUCUUCUCUAUCAAACCACUCUGAAUAAAAAUAGAUAUUUUGUUUGAGGAAAAAUUUAUAAAACACUGAAUCUGUAUUCACUCUAGUUAUUCCCAGAAUUAUUCCAAGAUUAAUUUACGAAGUAUUAAGGAACAUUUUCUUAGUAUACAACUUUUGAGGAUUGAAAGUAAUGAAGUCAAUAUAGCCGUUUCUUAAAUGUGCCUUUCAAAGCUCUAUUAAAAGGAAAUGCUUAUUUAUAUUCAAGUAUUAGACUGCCUUGGAAACUGCAACAGCAAUGGCAACCACAACACAGAAAAAAAAUUCAAUGAUAUAACUUUUAAUAAAGUCAGUUUUAGUAUUUAGAGGGAGUGUCAAAAUAUACAGACACAAGUAGAUAGAAAGUGCUGCUCCAGCAAAUAAAAGUUUGUUUUAAGUAUUGCCUGAGGUGUAAUAAAUUCCUGUUUCUGACUUUUAUUAGGCCAAUUACUGAGUGUGACAGCAAUGGAUACAGAGAAGUACAGGCAAACCAAAACCAUGGCAAUGUUUCAAAGACAAGGAAAAUCAAAAGGCAGCAGCACCGUUUAUAUUCAUUUCUUAGCAGAUUUUUCAACAUACAUAAUGUAAAUUUUUAGCAAUAUGAUAGCCUAGAAUGGAAAAAAAACAGCACAGGCAAAAUCCUAAGGGUAAUAGAUUCUAUUUAGCUACCUACUCCCCUCUGGUGACAAGGCAGUGAAUU